Molecule: messenger RNA, 3195 nt
Organism: Culex pipiens pallens (northern house mosquito)
Lineage: Eukaryota; Metazoa; Arthropoda; Insecta; Diptera; Culicidae
Gene: ABCD
Product: ATP-binding cassette sub-family D member
Exons: 9
Coding region: 559-2820 (753 amino acids)
Biological process (GO): long-chain fatty acid import into peroxisome; fatty acid beta-oxidation; peroxisome organization
Cellular component (GO): peroxisomal membrane
Molecular function (GO): ATP binding; long-chain fatty acid transmembrane transporter activity; ATP hydrolysis activity
Source: RefSeq, a predicted model, not a curated record
CAGGGACAUCGCUUACGUCCGGUGUAGUGAAUUCGCCCAGAGGGGUUUCCCGCAGUCUUCCGUACUGGAAUAUCGCGAUAUACAAAAAUCUGAAUUCGAGUCGACAAGUGCCUAUCAAUCGAUUGUGGUACGUAGACGCACGUUUCUAUGUGUGAAAUGAGCAAAAAGUGAAUGUUGAAACUGUUCUGGUUGAUAACAACAUCAAGGAUACCACACGCUGGACGAGCUUCGACUCACGGCGCAUUGCAGAUAGAAAUUAUUCAAAGUGCACCACGAGGAAUUAUCUCUGCUGCUUAGUAGAGAAUGUGCAGCGGUUUAUACUACGUUUGCUAACACACAACUUACAUCAACGCAGUGCAGCAAACCCAUUUGACCCGUUUUCUUCUGUGUGGCUUUAUUAUGCACCCGCGCAGAACGCAGAUCGAGAUGACGGCCUAGCAGUUCUCUAGAAUGGGUUGAACGCGAAAGAUGUAACCUUUGCCCGCCCGCCCGCGUGUGUUGGAAUUGAGUGUGUGACCAUCUUCUUUGGAGUUGAACCCGAAACAGGCCACUGCCAAGAUGCCGACAGUGAUUUCGAAAUUUGCGCGAAAGUCGUUCGACAAGCUCGAGGAACUCGGCUACUCCAAAGUGGCCGUUUCCAAGGGUCUAGUCUCGACGGCUCUGCUAGCGUACUGUUUAAAGCUGUCCUAUCCAUACAUUAAGCAGCAACUAAGUGCUAACGAAACAAAGUGUGAUAACGGUCAGUUGAAUCGCAAUGAAAACAACAAUCUUACGAAGGCAGACGUCGAAGAUCCGGAAGAAAAAAUCGAGAAGAUCAUCAUUGAGAAGAAACAACGUCGAAGAAAGCAACCGGGUUUGAAUCUGGAGUUCAUUCUACAGCUAAGGACGCUCAUCCAGAUUAUGGUCCCUCGCGUGCUGUGCGAGGAGACCGGUCUGUUGGCCGUUCACACACUGUGUCUUAUAUCGCGAACCUUCCUCAGUAUCUACGUUGCCGCAAUGGAAGGCGCCAUUGUUAAAUAUAUCGUGAGAAAAGAUGUGAAAAACUUUGUGCUAAUGCUGCUCAAAUGGUUCGGCAUCGCCAUACCGGCGACAUUCAUCAACUCCAUGAUUCGGUACCUCGAGAACAAGCUGGCACUGGCAUUUAGAACCCGCCUAGUGAACCACGCCUACAAACUUUACUUCAAGAACCAAACGUAUUACAAGGUGUCGAACCUGGAUGGCCGCAUCGAGAACGCCGACCACCGACUAACCGACGACAUUUCGACCUUCUCGAGCUCGGUCGCUCACCUCUACAGCCAUCUGACGAAGCCAUGUUUCGAUCUGAUGUUGAUUGGAAUUGCUAUGGCACGUUCAUCGCGUAAAAUGAAAGCGAACAUCGUGAUGGGACCGGCUCUAGCAACGAUUGUAAUUGGAACGACCGCGCACAUAAUGCGAGUUGUGUCGCCCAAAUUUGGGCAGCUCGUUUCGGAAGAGGCAAACCGAAACGGAUACCUACGACAUGUGCACUCCAAGAUUAUCACAAACGCCGAGGAGAUUGCUUUCUACGGAGGGCACAAGGUGGAACACGCUCAACUGCAGGACGCGUAUUCGAGGCUGGUGAAUCAGAUGAAUUCAAUCUUCACGCAAAAGCUCUGGUUCAUCAUGCUCGAGCAGUUCUUCAUGAAAUACGUCUGGUCCGGUACCGGAAUGGUAAUGGUAUCUUUACCAAUUCUGACGACAACCGGCCUUCCAAAUGGGCCACAUGACCGCAGCAACACCAUCAGAUCCAACACGGAACACGGGGUCAGCGAGAGGACUCAGUACUUCACUACGGCACGAAACCUACUGCUGAGUGGUGCCGAUGCUAUCGAGCGAUUGAUGUCAUCAUACAAGGAGAUUGUGGCACUGGCCGGCUACACUAGUCGCGUUGCCGGAAUGCUCGAAGUGUUCGACGAAGUUUCUCGUGGGGUUUACCAGAAGACGGUUAUAACAGCUGACCGCAACGUUGCCGGUAUUCUAGAGUUCAAAAAUGAUCAACCCAUUGCCAAAGGAAUGAUCGUUUGCAGUGAUAACGAAAGUGAUAUGACGAUAUCGCUGGAAAAUGUGCCAGUAGUGACACCGAACUGUGACAUUGUGGUGUCGAGCCUGACGCUGACAAUCAUGCCCGGAAUGCAUCUUCUGAUAACCGGACCCAAUGGAUGCGGCAAAUCCAGCCUGUUUCGUAUUCUGAGCGGGCUGUGGCCAAUUUACGGAGGAACGCUGUGCAUACCAAAGCCGGCUCAAGGCAAACCUUGCAUGUUCUAUAUUCCACAACGGCCGUACAUGUCGUGCGGAAGCUUGCGAGACCAAAUCAUCUAUCCGGACACUCGGAAGGAUAUGCUUAACAAAAACAUCACAGAGUGUCAGCUGAGGGAAAUCAUGCGUAUGGUGGCGCUCGAGCACAUAAUUGAUAGGGACAGCUUCGACGAAAUCCGUGAUUGGAAGGACACUCUUUCUGGAGGUGAAAAGCAGCGAAUGGCAAUGGCAAGACUAUUCUAUCACAAGCCACACUAUGCCCUUUUGGAUGAAUGUACGAGUGCAGUUUCGGUUGAUGUUGAGAGUUCAAUUUACGAGACUGCCAAGUCGAUGGGUAUUACCCUUUUGACCAUCACGCAUAGACCAACUUUGUGGAAAUUCCACACCCACAUACUGGAAUUCGACGGCCAGGGUGGCUGGGUCUUUGAACCCCUGGCUAAGGAUGCCAAACAAAAGGUUCCUAAAUCGAGACAGAGCGUGUACCAAAAUCACAAACCAUUCACGGACGCGCCGGAAACAUCUCCCUCGGCAGCACCCGCAGUGUGAUUUCCGAAUUGUACAUAACGGUAUUUCAAUGUAACAAGAUUCAUCACAAAAACGAUCGAGAUUAUCCAAUAAUUAACCCAAAAUCUGUGACAGUUUUAGAAACAUUUGUUUGUUGAUUGUUAGCGACAUAGUUUAGCGCAAAUACAGGUGACAUGCUUAGGUACUUAUUGUAUAAGGAUAAAGAAUAGAUAAAAAGUCAGUUGUCUUGUUUCAAUUAUUUUGGCGUUAUUAAAAUUAUAGUUCAAUGAAAUUUAUGUAACUUUGAAUGUUUUAUAUAUGGAAAAAUGAUAGCUUUUCAAAAAGGUUAAGCGAUUUUAAAAUAUAGUCUUGUAAAAAAAAACAAAUAAAUAAAUACUAUGUACAAUAAAACUUUAA